Messenger RNA from Cottoperca gobio, 1991 nucleotides. It is a transcript of the gene slc38a8a, whose product is annotated as solute carrier family 38 member 8a. Gene Ontology annotation, biological process: amino acid transmembrane transport. The record is from RefSeq and is a predicted model, not a curated record. Gene Ontology annotation, cellular component: membrane. Gene Ontology annotation, molecular function: L-amino acid transmembrane transporter activity. Bases 101 to 1444 code for a protein of 447 amino acids. The transcript has 10 exons. Lineage: Eukaryota; Metazoa; Chordata; Actinopteri; Perciformes; Bovichtidae.
CCCGGGGAGUGGUUGGCAGCGCGUGUUGAUCUAUGUAUGUAGCUUGUGAGCGCACGUGUGCGUCAGUGUGUCCCGCCGUGAGUGUCCUGCCGGUCGAAGCAUGGAGGAGUUAGCCAGAGAGAGCAUCAGCCUGCUGGCUUCAGCCUCAUCCAAGCCCCCGUUGGACGUGUCCGCCGGGCCUCGGCUCGGCUCCAUGGGGGCCAUUUUCAUAAUGCUGAAAUCUGCCCUGGGCGCCGGGCUCCUCAACUUUCCCUGGGCCUUCGAGAGAGCCGGAGGCAUCCGCAGCGCAGUCGCCGUCGAGCUGGUGUCCCUCGUGUUCCUGAUCAGUGGUCUGAUCAUCCUGGGCUACUCCUCGUCCAUCAGUGGCCAGUGCACCUACCAAGCGGUGGUGAAGGAGGUGUGUGGGCCAGCCAUCGGUCAGCUGUGUGAGAUCUGCUUCGUCUUCAACCUAUUCAUGAUCUCUGUGGCCUUUCUGGUUAUAGUGGAUGACCAGCUGGAGAAGUUGUGCGGCUCCCUGUACGAGCUGAUAACUGGUUUUCCGGAGACGGAGAUGCCGUACCACUUCUACACCGACCAGCGCUUCGGCCUAGUGCUGCUCUGCGUCCUCCUGAUCCUGCCGCUCUCCAUCCCCAAAGAGAUCAGCAUUCAGAAAUACAUCAGUGUUCUGGGCACUCUGGCUGCAACCUACCUGACCGUCGCCAUCAUCAUCAAAUACUACACCACACCUGCUGUUCUGGUUCACAUCACCCCUCUCUACACGAGUGGGAUCAGCUCCUGGUCCUCCAUGUUCAGCGUCAUCCCCACCAUCUGCUUUGGCUUCCAAUGCCACGAGGCGUCCAUUGCCAUCUACAGCAGCAUGGAGAACCAGAGGCUCUCUCAUUGGGUCUUCAUCUCUGUGGUCUCCAUGAUCUUCUGUCUCGUCAUCUACUCUCUCACAGGGGUUUAUGGGUACCUGACAUUUGGAAAGGACGUGAAGGCCGACAUUCUGAUGUCGUACACCGGCGAUGACAUCCUGAUGCUCAUCGCCCGGCUGCUGUUUGGAAUCUCCAUCAUCACCAUCUAUCCCAUCAUCCUUCUGCUGGGCAGAUCAGUGAUCCAGGACCCCAUUCUGAGCCGGCGGCGGAGGCGGGAUGGUGUGGUGGCUGUGGAGUUUGAAAGCCGCAGCCGCUACGUGCUGACAGUCCUGUGGAUAAUGAUGACGCUGCUCAUCGCCACAUUUGUCCCAGACAUCAGCAAAGUCAUCAGUGUCAUCGGAGGGAUCAGUGCAUUCUUCAUCUUCAUCUUCCCAGGACUCUGUUUGAUGUUUGCCAUGCAGUCUGAGCCAGUCUCCUUUAAAACCAGAGUCAUCCUCACAUUGUGGGGAGUGGUGACCUUGCUCUGCGGAGCUUUCAUCUUCGGCCAAAGCACCACCAUCGCCGUCAUGCAGGUCCUGGGAAAGAUCUGACUGUUCUUCCUCCUUCACUGAUCCAGUGGUGACCAGAUCUUCUCCCCUCCCCUCUCCCAUAAUGAGCUCUCUGUGAAUGAUAGCCACCAUGGACUUAAGAAAUGGACACUAACCCUGAACAAUCGAACAAACUGGCAACUCAUAGCCUUUACCACAAUGGACUAAACCCAGUAAACAUCCCUCCCUCCUGCAGGGUCGAGGUUUGUCUUUCUUUUGGGUUCAUUUGUGUUAGUUGCCCCUGACGACGAGCUCCAUCUGUCUCUUGCCAUGCUGAGAUGAUCUAAAUGAAAACCUCAGGUAUUUCUGCAGGUUGUUGUGCUGUAGUUCAAAAUCUACUUUUGUCGCAUUUAUUUUUGCAUAUCAGCAUUAGACCUGCCUGUAUUCAGAAAAAGAUCCCUUGCAGUCUGUAAGAUGAAGAGCAUUAAAAUGGCAGUGUGUUACAGAGUGUAAUAAACAAUGUUUGUCAUUUUCUGCACAAUAAUUAUCUGUAAAAGUAGCAUAAAACCAGCUAGAGCAUUGUUCCUGUAUGAAAUUAAAACGGAAAAAC